Messenger RNA from Centruroides sculpturatus (bark scorpion), 4051 nucleotides. RefSeq lists its product as uncharacterized. NCBI's taxonomy places the organism in Eukaryota, Metazoa, Arthropoda, Arachnida, Scorpiones, Buthidae. The transcript has 2 exons. The coding region runs from base 100 to 3741 and encodes 1213 amino acids. The record is from RefSeq and is a predicted model, not a curated record.
UUUUCUUUGUAUUAAUGUUUUCAAAUAAAUUUUUCAGGUUUACAGAAACGAAGUUUAAGAAGAAAAUCAAAGCCUGAGACGACAAUUCAAAGUAUUCCCAUGAGAAAAUCAAGUGACCGAAAGGCAAGAAAGAGGCAUAUAGUUGAAGGGUGUCCAGAACUUCAGAAAAUUCAAAUAUUAGAGAAUGAUGAUGAAUCUGUGAAGAUGUAUGAUGACGAUAAAACUGUAUUGGAAAAUAAGCCAACAGACAAAUCUUCGUCAGAGAAAGUACAGAGUGAAACUUCAUUGUCCACUUCCAUAUUACAAGCUAAAAUGUGCAAUGUUAAGAUUCCAUUAGUUCCAUUAGAAUAUACAAAUCUUAUGGAUUCUCGUAUACUAAAUGAAUUACGAAACAUCAGAACUUCGUUGACCGUUUCGGAAGAAACUAAAUCUGUAAAUACUCAGGCUUUAAACAAACAACAAAACAACAAAACUUUACUGAUACAAAAGAAACAUGUAACUGUUCGUUCACAAAACGAAAAACAAAAUAAUGCAUUUGCAUUGUCAGAAGAAAGGAAACUUUCAAAUGCUUGCAAGUUGAAAGAGAAGCAAAGCUGCAAAGACAUGAAAGAAUCUGUGAUAUCUGCGGGACAUUCAAAUGUUGAUAUCUUACAUGGAAAAGAAAAUCAUAAAAGUGAAACAUAUAAAAAAGAGACAGAAAUUAUAAAUCAAGACAGACACGAGAAACAAAAGAAAUGUCUGCCAACUUCUUUUAAACAGACUAAACUUACUAAGUUUUAUGCAUUGAAAGAGAGUCUUAAAACCAAGGCUUUAAAUGCACCAUUAAAUUCCAUUAAUUCUACAAGUAAUGAUAAUAUAUUAAACAAAAAACAGGAUACCAAAGAUUCAAAACAGGGUAAUAUAAGUGUUCAAGCAGUGAAUGAACAUAAAGAUACCAAUAUUAAAAUCACACAUGUCCAUACAUUAAAUGAAGAUGAAAACACUAAAUCUUCAUUUUCGCUAUUAAAACAGAUUAAAAUUGAGAACGUUCAUACAUUGAAUGAAGAAGAGACUAUCAAUUCUCCAGCUGUACCUUUAGAACAAAUUAAAAUUACAGAUGUUCAUAGUCUAAAUGAACAAAAAAACAUCAACCCACCAGUAAUGCCAAUAGAAGCAAUUAAAAUUACUAACAUUCAAACAGUAAAUGAAGAUAAUGUGAAAUCUUCAACCACACCAUUAGAGCAGAUGAAAAUUACAAAUGUUCAUACAUUGAGUGAUGAACAAAUGAUCAAACCUUCAGUUGUGCCAUUAGAAUUUAUUAAAAUUCUGAAUGUUCAGACAGUAAAUGAACGACAAAAUACAAAAUCUCUCAUGGUAUCUUCAGAUCCUACAAAAAUUUCAAAUAUUCAUACAACAAAUGAACAGCAAAAUUUGAAAUUGUCUGUGCUACCAUAUGAAACUAUAAAAAUUUCAAAUGUUCACACAGUAAAUGAGCAGCUAAGUAUGAAACCACCUGUAGUACCCUUUGAACCUAUAAAUAUUACAAAUAUUCACACAAUAAAUGAGCAAAUAAGCAUGAAACCCUCUACAGUAUCUUUUGAACCUUUAAAAAUUUCAAAUGUUCAUACACUAAAUGAGCAACAAAAUGUUAAAUUUUCUACAGCACCUUUAGAUCAGAUUAAAAUUCUGAAUGUUCAUUCUUUAAGUGAAGAGUCAAAUAUUAAGAUCCCAGCAGUACCUUUGGAAAAUGUAAAAUUUACAAACAAUCAAACAGUGAGUGAUCAAAACCUCAAACCUCCAAUUAUCUCUUUAGACCAAAUAAGAUUUAUUAAUACCCAUUCAUUGAAUGAAGCACAGGACAUUAAACUUCCUGUGAUACCUUUAGAUCAAUUAAAAGUCAUGGGUGUUCAUACAAUACAGGAGAAACAAAAUACUAAUUUUCCAGUAAUACCUGUAAACUCAACAAAUCUCUCAAAUAUCCAAAGAUUUAACGAAUUACAUCAUUUAAAAGUGCCAGAAUCUGUGGAACAGAAUAAGUUAGUGAAUUUUCAUCCUCUCUCCAAAUCAAACGUUCCUAUAAUUUCUACAUUACCUCCACAAAAUAAUAAUACAAAUGUAAUAAAUGCUGUACCCAAAGUUCUGACUGUAAAUCCAAAUGUGAAUUUUACUGUAUUAGGAACCAAUGAAUCUCAUCCAAACUUUGGAUUUGUCACAGAUCAAAUACCAGCAGUUAAUAAUUCUGUUGUGACAAGUAUUCCUCUUACUACAAUUAAACAAGAUUUUAGUAAUGUAGUUACGUCGGCAAAAUCUAACCUGUCCACCGUUUCAAAUAACUCUCAUAUGCCUCUUCAACCACAAAUUUUCAAAAUUAAAUGCCCACGUACACAUUUUCCUAUCAUUUCUGUAUCUAAUGCUUCCUCUGUUCCAAAUAUUUCCAAUGUCAUUUAUGUGCCAAUUUCAGAGGCUCCUUUGAUGAAUACUUCAAAUGUUUCACCAACUCCCGUGAUUAAUUUACCUACAUCAAAUCAAAGUGCAUUUAAUAGAAAUUUUACCCGAGGUAUUCUAAACACUAAUAUGUCUAACACCAGUGGAUUCAUAAAAGUCACUCCGAAUUCUGCUUUACAGGAAGUUUCUCAAAUUGUAACUCCAAAGAUUCCUUUAGAUCCACUUCCUCUGAAAUCAACUGCUACAGCAAAGACCAAAAGUAUUUUAAUGAACAUGCUGAAAUCUGAUGGAUCUAAUUUGUCCAGGAUAGAAACUGAUGCCAGCAGCAGAAGAAUGACUAAGCUUUCAACGGUCAGUGACACAAAGACCGUUUGUGGCAUUCCUGCUGCCAGGAAAGUGACCAUACCUCUAUUUCAAGCCAACGGUUUAACAAAUAGUGAGUUGACACCAAAUACAAAUACUCUGAAUAAAAAUACAUUACAGUCUGUAGUAAUGGAACAUAACUAUGCCUUGUCUUCAGGAACUGUGAAGGAAAAAUUUGGCAAAAUGCCCAGAAAAGAAUGCAAGUGUAAUGAGACGGAGUCAUCAACUAGUGAUAGCGAUAGUUCUACAGACAGUGACAUCUUAAAUUACGACGACAAUCUUUUAAGAUUGAUGGAACCGGAAGUAGUGUUGUUAGAAGGUGCUGGGAGUUUUAUCUUAACAAAGGGUGGAGAUUUAAAAUAUCUGAAACCUUUCCAACCGAUGUACUCGAGGCAUAAACCUCUGAAAGACAUCAAAAACGAGCCAGCACGUAAGAAACCAGCUGAAUUCAACUGUAACAACACGAUAACUGGGAUAAUCCUGGACAAGAAAUCACGACCAAAGAAAUUUGUACCCGUGCAACAAAAAUUCGUUUUUAGAAACGGCGAGGUGGCCUCGAGCCUCCUCCAGUCCUGUUUUGUGUGGCUGGACAGAAUGAAUAAGGAUCUUCUGAAAGACGGUGUGGUUAAUUUGGCAGAAGUCCCUCUGGAAGAAUUGUUUCUUCUAGACGAUUACAAACCGGUUGUUCAGUCUUCUUCCAAAUGUAAAUACGUAAGAAACGAAAACACCAAGAGAAUAGAAGAGACAAGAAAGAGAAAAUCUCGAGCAACCGUUGGUGGUCCUAGAAAGGACAUUAACGAAGUCAGCAAAAUGGCAGAGGUUUUGAAGUUGCUUCAGGAUAGACGUAAAGCCUUAGAGGCACUGAGAUACAAGAGAAAACUCUUUCAAAAAAGAUACUUGCCAAAACCCGAUAACACUAACAGUGACAACAUCCGUCAGAUUCCCACGUUGUAAAUUACAUGUAAAACAAAAAGUGUGAUUUUUAAAGCAUAUCUGUGUAUAUAAAGACUUUCUUUUGAACGAUGCCACCAGUUUUGUAAACGAAGUAAAGUACUGAAGAAAUGCUUUCAUUUUCUUCUAGAUACAGUAUGUGUUGGUUACCUGCGCACAAAUUGACAUUUCGUUUGGCAUUCUUUUGUGUCCACCUUUUAAAACUAUUCACCACGAGAUAUUCGGACUGCGAAGAAUUUAUUGUUAUUGUGAAUGUCUGUGAUUUGAAAAGAAUUAAAUACAUUUUAAUAACGAAUGUUAUCUGGGGUUUUGU